CUGCUCCUGCUGCUGGUGGUGGUGCCGUGGUGCUGGUGGUGGUAGACAGCGAAGCCGGCGAACCACCUCGGUUUGGUUGGCAUCCUCCGGUCCCCUCCACCCCCCCCCCCCCUCCUUCCCCCACCCCCACAGAGGCGAGAAGCUUCCGGAAGCUUCGGGGAGGAAGUACCCCUCCUGGGCUCGCAAUGCCGGAGGAGAAGGAGUACGCGCCCGUGCCGCUCGGCCAGGCGCCGGAGGCGGUGGACCCCGAGGACCCGGUCAAGUCGCCGCCGCGGCCAAGCUCGCCGGCCACCUCCACCCGGAAGGCAUGUUUUGCUGUUCUUCAAAGCUGGGUAUCAAGAAAAUUUAUGACAGGAUGUGUAGUUCUUUUCCCAAUCGCUGUCACAUUCUUCGUUACCUGGUGGUUUAUUAAGUUUGUUGAUGGCUUUUUCAGUCCACUAUAUGCAAAGCUUGGAUUUGAUAUAUUUGGCCUUGGGUUUUUGACUUCCUUGGUAUUCAUACUGCUAGUUGGAAUAUUUGUUUCUUCAUGGGUUGGUUCAACUGUCUUCUGGAUUGGGGAAUGGUUUAUAAAGAAAAUGCCUUUUGUAAGGCACAUAUAUUCUGCAUCAAAGCAAGUUAGCACUGCUGUUUCACCAGAUCAAAAUACAACAGCAUUUAAAGAAGUUGCAAUAAUUAGUCAUCCCCGUAUUGGUGAAUAUGCAUUUGGAUUCAUAACAUCAACGAUGAUCCUUCAGACUGACAAAGGUGAUGAAGAGCUGUGCAGUGUGUAUGUUCCAACCAAUCAUCUAUAUAUUGGUGACAUCUUCUUGGUUAGGUCUGAGGAGAUUAUAAGGCCGAAUUUGUCCAUUCGAGAAGGGAUAGAAAUCAUUGUUUCUGGAGGAAUGACCAUGCCACAGGUAAUUGCAGCGCCAGGACAAACACCCCAUAAGGGUCAGAGCACCCGUUUAAACAGAAUGAUGAGUGCGUGAGACAUGACAUCAGGUUUGCUCAGGGUUGCUGAAGAGGGCAAAUCCGCCAAUGAUACAAACUGUAACAAGGUGACUGAGAAAGCAGCAUUGCUGGUAGAUUAGGCAGAUCAAAACACGAAAGUCAGCGUCGACUAUCGUGCGCGUCUCUUCUGUGUGCUCGCUGAUUGAAAAAUUGUGUAAUCUUUCAUGCACGCCCCAAAUGUAUACCAGUACUGUGACCAAUAGUAUUUAUACUCCUUUAAGUAAAAAAGAAAAGAUCGAUAGUAUUUCUACCUUGUCGACUUCACUGUGUCCCGGUUCUUAUACACGUGAACUGAAAGUCUAAAACCAUGGUGAUGGUGGUAAAUCAUUGUCAA
Molecule: messenger RNA, 1324 nt
Organism: Oryza brachyantha (malo sina)
Lineage: Eukaryota; Viridiplantae; Streptophyta; Magnoliopsida; Poales; Poaceae
Product: protein LIKE COV 2-like
Exons: 8
Coding region: 186-968 (260 amino acids)
Cellular component (GO): Golgi apparatus
Source: RefSeq, a predicted model, not a curated record